AUGGCGGCCAUAGUCGACAACCAGUACAACUUCGCCUGCUCAUCCUCUGCUCCUUUCAAACUCACCACCUUCAAGCCGUUGGUGCAAUCCCACCUGAAAAAGAUAUACGACUCUCUACGUCCGCCUACCUCCAACUCCGACCCAGAGGAAUCAUCUGCACACUUUCUACACGUCGUUCAGCAAGAAAAAAACUCUGAUCUGCAACAUGCUGGCGCCAGUAGCGCCGACGAUGCCACCUCUACGCCUGUACUCACCAACUUGGAGUCAUUCAUGGAUUACAUGUCCACUUCAACUGCGAUACCUCAAGGAGAAAAGAAGGAGGAUUUAUCUCUGCCAAUUACUAAUUACUUCAUAAGCUCGAGCCAUAAUACGUAUUUAACAGGCAAUCAGUUGUACAGCGAAGCCAGCACUGAGGUCUAUAAGGAUGUUCUCCUAAGGGGCUGUAGAUGUCUGGAAAUUGAUGUAUGGGAUGGCGAGGCUUCCCCGGCCGACUCUUCUGACAAUGACGAUGACGAUACUAAGAAAAAGAAAAAAAGUGACGAUAAUUUGUCCCGGGCGGAUAGUAAAAGUCGCUUCAACCUCUCUUCUCUCUCGGAUCGCCUGGAUCGACUAAAGAAGGAUACAUCUACAAGUGUGACGGCUGCGGCGCCAUUGCAAGCGACGGCUGUGGCUGCAGCUGUCCCGCCCCGACCCGAACCCCGAGUGCUGCAUGGCUACACCCUGACGAAGGAAGUCACUUUUCGCGAUGUAUGCUAUGCAAUACGCGACAGCGCAUUCGUUACUAGUGAUUUGCCAGUGAUUGUAAGUUUAGAGGUUCAUGCUGGUCUUGAGCAGCAGGAGACAAUGGUCGAGAUUAUGACAGAAGCCUGGAAAGGCUUACUUGUCGAUUUUACCUCAGAACUGGCUUCUGAACUGGAGAGUGAUGAUUAUAAGUAUCUUCCCACCCUCGAUUCCUUGAAGCGUAAGCUUUUGAUCAAAGUGAAGUGGGCUUCUGGCCAAUUGAAGUCAGAAUCUGGCACAUCCAUCGCGGAAACGCCUUGCCCAGAGACUGGCGCAGCAGGUGACAGCAAAAAUCAAGCAGCCCAGGCUCAGAAAAAAAAGCCUGCCAAAAUUCUGCCCGCACUGAGCCGCCUUGGCAUAUACACUCGCGGAUAUACUUUCACAGAGUUCAAGCAGCCUGAGGCAGCACUUCCGACCCACAUAUUCUCUCUUUCAGAGGCAGCAGUGAAAUAUGCGCAUGAGAAUGAGCGCAAGGCCCUUUUUGACCAUAAUAGAAAUUAUAUGAUGCGCGCUUACCCAUCGGGAAUUCGGGUGGACUCCUCGAACCUUGACCCUUCUUUUUUCUGGCGCCAAGGCAUUCAGAUCGUGGCAUUGAAUUGGCAAAAUUGUGACAAGGGAAUGAUGCUCAAUAAAGGAAUGUUUGCGCGUUCCAAGGGUUGGGUAAUGAAGCCUGAAGAAUAUCGAGGAGAUUCAUGGACAGAAACACAAAGCCCCAGUGGAAGCCGUAUAUCGAACCAUCGUCAUACCGUACAUCUAUCUAUUCAGAUCUUCGCGGGUCAAAACAUCCCGCUACCGAAAGGAGAUGAUCACGAUAGAAGCUUUCGCCCAUACGUUGUGGGCGAGCUCCACGUUGAACGGCCGAAGGACAGCAUCCAUUCGAAUGGCAACGAUGAUGGCGCGAGUGUAAAAUAUAAGCGUCGUACCACAACCUGCAAUAGCGCUGAUCCCGACUUUGGCGGCCAGACAAUCCAGUUUCCGAGCGCCUCGGGGGUUAUUGAACAAUUAAGCUUUUUAAGAAUCAAAGUAAAAGACGACGAGUUUGGAAAAGACGAUUUAGCCGCUUGGGCAUGCCUUAGGCUGGACAAUAUAAGACAAGGGUUCCGGUUCAUCCGGUUGUUUAAUACAAAAGGCUCACCGACGUCGGGAGUCAUUUUGGUGAAUAUCUCGAAGGAAAUUAUCUGA
Molecule: messenger RNA, 1962 nt
Organism: Ophidiomyces ophidiicola
Lineage: Eukaryota; Fungi; Ascomycota; Eurotiomycetes; Onygenales; Onygenaceae
Exons: 4
Coding region: 1-1962 (653 amino acids)
Biological process (GO): lipid metabolic process; phosphatidylinositol-mediated signaling
Molecular function (GO): phosphatidylinositol-4,5-bisphosphate phospholipase C activity
Source: RefSeq, a predicted model, not a curated record